Molecule: messenger RNA, 1197 nt
Organism: Caenorhabditis briggsae
Lineage: Eukaryota; Metazoa; Nematoda; Chromadorea; Rhabditida; Rhabditidae
Gene: Cbr-nhr-17
Product: Protein CBR-NHR-17
Exons: 9
Coding region: 1-1197 (398 amino acids)
Biological process (GO): anatomical structure development; regulation of transcription by RNA polymerase II; cell differentiation
Molecular function (GO): nuclear receptor activity; RNA polymerase II cis-regulatory region sequence-specific DNA binding; zinc ion binding
Source: RefSeq, a predicted model, not a curated record
AUGCUGGCCUUUGAAAGUCCAAUCGCAGAAUCCAGUUACUCACGUCAGAAAGCAAAAGAUCUCGCCAAAAAAUUUACACCUGGUGAACUUUGCACUGUUUGUGGUGACGUGGCAUCUGGAAUUCAUUACUCAGUGGCCGCUUGCAACGGGUGCAAAACGUUUUUUCGUAGAGUUGUUUUAGAGAACCGAACAUAUUCCUGUAAAAAUAAUGGCGACUGUAUAAUCGAUAAAUCAAUGAGGUGUUCUUGUCGACAUUGUCGGUAUAAAAAGUGUAUAAUAGCUGGGAUGGAUCGGGCAGAAUUGAGUAUGGAAAGGAGGAGGAAACGGAAAAAGUUAAAUGGGAUAGAAGGAUUGGAGGAACGAUACGAAACCACCAAUCCUUUAAUAAACCUGCUGCUACAUAAGGAGAAAUUAUAUCAGAAACUGUUACACUCUUCUGCAAUGACGAUACACACUUCGCUGCGAGAAGCUCUGGACAUGUCACAAAUUGCUUUUAAUGACACGAACAACAAAUACGACGAUCGUAUGGACCCCAAAUAUCCGACCAACUUCUCAUAUUGGCGAGCCAAAAUCCUGACAGUAUUAGUGGAAUGGGCGAAAUCUUUUGAGGCAAGUAUCUCAGUAUUCAGUCAUCUGCAGCCGGAAGACCAGAAACGGCUGUUCAUCCAUACUGCAUUUUCCAAUUUAGUGUUAGCGGAAGCGUUUCAUACUCCAGAAAAGUAUAAUGAUCGGAUAGUGUUUCCUGAUGGUUUAUGCGGAUUUCGAAAUGUAGCGCAAACAGUGUCUAGUGAUGGCGUUUCUACAAAAACAUAUGGCCUGACACCAACAGUUGUAGCAGUAAUCAAUGAUGUACUCGUUCCAAUUCGGAGGAUGCGGCUCACAAAAGUGGAAUAUGUCUUGCUGCAAGCCAUCAUCUUUUUUGAUCCAGACUGUCUAUCAUUGACAAAACACGGUUCCCAGCUGAUUGCUGCCAAACGGAGGAGACUUUUACACGCCCUUCAAGAUUGGCUUCAACAACAAAACAAGCAUGAAGCCGCAGGAAGAUUCGCCGAAAUCCUGCUCAGAAUAUGUAAUGUACAGAAAGUUGCUGCCUUCAAGCGAGAAACGUUAUGUACCAUCGAAACCUUUGAGUUGAUGCAGCCUCAUCCGUUUACAAUGGAGAUUUCGAAGAGUUAUCCGGAUUUUUCCUAUUUCUAG